Haliotis rufescens (red abalone) is the source of this 5857-nucleotide messenger RNA. Its product is annotated as cyclin-dependent kinase-like 5. Bases 420 to 3242 code for a protein of 940 amino acids. Gene Ontology annotation, molecular function: ATP binding; MAP kinase activity. Lineage: Eukaryota; Metazoa; Mollusca; Gastropoda; Lepetellida; Haliotidae. Gene Ontology annotation, cellular component: nucleus; dendrite cytoplasm. The record is from RefSeq and is a predicted model, not a curated record. The transcript has 19 exons. Gene Ontology annotation, biological process: protein phosphorylation; positive regulation of axon extension; intracellular signal transduction.
GAUUGUGGGCAGGUUGGCAAGGAAAAUAUUAUGGCGGCUGUGCACGCUGAAGUGUCAUGUUUCUGUGAGAAUAUUAGAUCAAUUUGAAUUAUUCAGCGUUGUAUAUCCAUUCUGAACAUUUGCAUGUCCUGGACUGUGUAUUCUUAGUGUUUUAGAGUGAUAUUUUCUGUAUUUUGAUGGAUUAUGCCGUGAAAUGCAGUCAUCAACUACGUCAAAUGCUAACAUUCCAUUGAUACCGCUGGCGCUGUGGCGAUAGGGCACCUCAUUGUUUUUUUAACCAUGUGGGUUGUUGUAUGAAUGAUUUUGGAUAACUGUUCUUGACAGUCAUCGUGGACUCGGCAUUACUGGAAUUUUGAUUUCAAAUGUGCAUUUUCAGCAAACUAAAUCGGAACAUCUAAGGAGGUCUAUCUUGUGUAUGGAUGCCAACUGAAAAACACUGCUAUGUGAUGAACAAAUACGAAAUAUUGGGGGUUGUAGGUGAAGGUGCCUACGGUGUGGUCUUGAAAUGCCGACAUAAGGAAAAUGGGGAAAUGGUUGCCAUUAAGAAAUUCAAAGACAGUGAAGAAAACGAAGAUGUGAAACGUACAACAUUGCGCGAGCUGAAAAUGCUCCGCACAUUAAAACAGGAGAAUAUUGUAGAGCUCAGGGAAGCAUUCAGACGCAAGGGAAAGCUGUACUUAGUCUUCGAAUAUGUGGAACGGAACAUGCUGGAGCUGCUGGAGGAGAUGCCUAACGGAGUGCCGCUGGAGAAAGUGCGGAGCUACAUCUACCAACUGUGCAACGCCAUACAAUGGUGCCACUCCAAUGAGAUUAUACAUAGAGAUAUCAAACCUGAAAAUCUCUUGAUAGGAAAGAAUGAUGUCCUCAAGUUGUGUGACUUCGGCUUUGCCCGGACUAUCUCUGGCGGCACCAGCGGCUUGUACACAGACUACGUGGCUACACGGUGGUACCGGUCUCCGGAACUGCUGCUGGGUGCUGCGUACGGCAAGGCGGUGGACAUCUGGGCCAUCGGCUGUAUCCUGGGCGAGCUGAGUGACGGUCAGCCGCUGUUCCCCGGGGAGAGUGAGAUUGACCAGCUGUUUGUCAUACAGAAGGUCAUAGGGCCACUGCCCCCAGACCAGAUGAACAUGUUCUACAAGAACCCCCGAUUCUCAGGGCUCAAGUUCCCAGCAGUGGCAAGUCCUCAAACGAUAACCAAACGGUAUCUGGGAAUCUUGAAUAGUGUCCUCAUAGACUUCAUGCAACGAACACUGCAACUCGACCCACUGGACCGAUGUCCCAUCGAGGAGUGCCUCAAUCAUGAUGCAUUCGUCACAGAACAGCUGCUGCAUCGCAACAACCGCGUCUCCAUAAAAAACUAUACCUCAAACAAGAAGCAGAAAACUGACAUCACUGAUGACAUCACUAGUGAGAACAUGAAGAAUACUGACCGGCCUGGCACAGGGGCAGGGCAGGAGAACCAGGUGUUUGAAGCGGAGAAGAUGGACACAGAUGAGGAGAAGAGCUAUGUGAUCCAGGGAACCUCUUCCUCCACUGGAGACAUGAAGUUCCUGAAGCAGGUGCGAAACCAGUCCACUGCCAACUCGGCCAACAAAACCAGUGUGGUGCUACGUCAGGUCAAAGGACAGCAACACGGGGAGGACGAGGAUGAGGAAGACUUUGGGGAGGGGGGCAGUGCCAGACCCCAAAAUCGAGCAGUAAGCAGAACAGAGAUUACCAUUAUGGAUGCUGAUCCCAGGCAGGGAAACAAAUAUCCCGAAUCUAAGAAGUCCACGUUUGACAAUCGCCAUCAAAGUACAUUUCAAGAUUUUCGUAAUGGAAAUAUUUUGGAGUCGAAUGCAAACUCUUCUAAAAAUCGAACUCAAGGACAUCCAGACUCAAGUGCUAUGCAGUCGUCGAAUGAUGACAAGAUGGACUGGACAGUGAGUGACUCUCGGUACAUGAAAAAGAGAGAUAGUGUGAUGGACGUGCAUCAACAUGAACCUCCGGGGGGUGGGGAAGAAGAGGAGUUUGAGUCCUCGCCCCGGGGAAAGAGCAAUACCUUCACCAUCAGUCUUCAGGCCCCGGGGCAGGGGCAUCCCACCGGUGGAGGUGGUGUGGGGGCCUACCCCACGGGUGGAGGUGUAGGAGGUGGGGGGAAGGGCAGCAACAAUGCUGCCAGUCCGAGGAUGGACAGGAAGAAGGUGAGAAGACGCACAUCACGAAGCAGCACUCAGUUCCUGGACCAGGCCAUGCAAGAUGAGCUACAAAGAAUAAAAAACGAUACACUUGGCAAGAAGAAGAUGAGGGAUGGGGGAGUCCCCAUUCACAACUUGGCGGAGAAGCUGUCAUAUGCCAAGCUGCAACCAGGGAUGGACCCUGCGGCCGCCACCAAUCCCAAGUUCAAGGACUCUCACAACUAUGGCGGCGCCCCCCGCCGGACACGGAACCAGUAUUAUGAUUCAGGCUAUGACAUACAUGAAGCAAGCACAUCACCAGAUUUCAGCUACUCUAGAGACAUGAAUCGUGACAAUCGCCAUCUAAGUCUCCAGACAAGGUCAUAUGCAAAGUAUUCGGGUCACCAGCCAUAUCACCUGAGGUCGGAGUCCCCAUCGCACAACCACUACGCCCCCUGGCGCGGGGUAGAGACGCCUGGCGCCAGUGAGAGAUAUAAUGGAGCUUCCAUGCUGAGUCUCGCCAGGAAAAAGAAGAAGCAGAAGUUCUUGCAGAAUAUCAAUCCUGACCUGGAAGAUGGGCGUCUCUCUCCGUCGGUGCCCACGAGGAAUGCUUCUCGUAUGUCACGGGCUGAGGUGGACUGGAAGGAAGACGGGGAAGUGGCAUGUGAGGCGUACACGCCCAGAGACCCACCCUCUCAGAAGGAUGGUGCAUACCGGGAUGUAGGGGGCCGGGACAGAAAGCAGCACUACAAGCAGGGCGUCCAGUUGAGGAAGGUCACCCAGACACCAGUUGACAGGGGUGUGCGUCUACAGCCCAUACAAAAAUCAUUACAUCGUGGCAACUCCCCAGAAAACUCACCCCCAAGUAAAACUUACCCAAAGACUGAGCAAGACUCAAGGACCCUCACAUCAUUAUCCGGGACGGAGCUGAGGACGGGGCCGAAGUCACGGCCAUCCUCCGUCAUGGCAGACGAACCACCAGAGGGCGGGGUCGCCUCCCCCCGCAACAGUGACCUCCGACCUGUCAAAGGCGGCAAAUCAAUCAAAAUGUCGGACUAUCGGGGUUACCAGGACCCAUACAUGUGAGAAGUACGGGGCCUGCUGGUUGUGUCAAGCUGCUGUUCUACAGGGACUCCGGACAAGACAGAGUGGCUGCCAUCACUAUGUAGGGAGUGUUAGUUUUUGUAAACCUGACAUCCAGACACAUCACUCCAUGCCUCAGAUAAUUUGAAUCAAGUUUGUUUCACACUGGGAGACAAAUCUCAAACAGGCCUGAAAGAUUUAUUAAUUGCGGUUAUGAAUUAAAAGAGUUUCAUAUUAUGGUUAUGAUAUUUGAUAUUAUUUUACUGUUACGGAUUCAUUUAUGAGUUAAGGCAUUAUGCAGUGUUAAAUGAUGCUCUGCACUGUAAAUUUGUCGCAGUGUAUGUUGGGUUUUUUAAGUACACGUAAGGCCACAAUAUAUUAAUUAUUAGAUUUCAUCUAAACUUUUUAAAAAUGUUGGUUGGGAGGAAUAUCUUUUAUUAAACCAUUCACGACAUUUGUGUACAAUAGAGUCAAUAGGAUCUUCAGUCAAACAGAAAGGAACACACAUUUCCAAAUUGUCUUCUGGAAGUUCUUGAGAGGAAUAUUUAGUGUGGUGGGCGGGGAUGAAAAUCUAAUAAUUGUUUAUGGCCUAAGGUGCGUUUCAAUAAAUGCUGUUAAAUAUUUUGAAAGACAUAAUUAUACCAUGAAGCUUAUUUAUAUCUUCUGAUGAUGUGAUCAGUUCAAUAUGAAGAAUUUAUGGGAUUCUUUGAAAUCUUAAGUUAAUGCAGUUCAUUUCAUUAUUUCAACAAAGCAAUGUAAACUCAAACUGUCCUUGCAUAUGAAUUGCUGUAUGUGAUAUGAAAUGUACAACAGAAAACCACAAUAUUGUAUAUUUCAUCAGCUAUAUAUUUUACUUAAUGUAAAAGAACACAUUUUUAAGAACUGUUUUGUUUUUGUUACUAAUCAACAGAACUAACCGUCUCUUAACAUUUGUUGUUCAAACUGAUUGUUGUCUAUAUUUUCACAGAAUUUGUCAGGUUUUUUAAGUUAACUGGUUCUUUUGUACUAUGAAUCAGUGUCACAUCUAUCCUAAAGGUUGUAACAUUAUACAUGUUUAUACACAUUGCUAAAGUAUUAAACACGUUUCUGUACUGGUAUCAAAUGUAUAUUCACAGGUUUCAUACCCCAUAACAGAUUAUUCACUGGGUUUAGCUACAUAAAGAGUGGUCACAAAGAUUCCGCAGAAUUUUCAAAAUUCACCAAUGCAAUAUAAAUCCGAAAAAAAUGAGAAAUGUUAGUAGUAUAAUCAGUUUUGAAAUCUGCAUUCUUAACAGGCGCGACAGUAUUUGCUUCAUCACUCUCGUAGCUGUAUGGAGGUUACUGAACAACACAUCUUCUUGUGUAAACUUUAAAGACCAAUUCACAUGAAUUUCAAAUUGAUUCAAUUUUGUGACUUUUUUUCCUUUAAAUACUCAAGCAGUCACCUGUUUUGUCCAGCUUAAUUCAUCUACCAGACUUGCCGAAUAUUUCAGAAAGCAAAUAUACCCUCCCAAAUACUGGGGAACAUCUGCUGUUGAACCUUCACGAGUCAAAUAUCGUUCCAGUAUUCUUAGAAUUGAAAGUGAAACUAAUCUUCAUACAUCAUGGAAUGCUGUGUGCUUGUAUUAGUGGCUCUCCUGGGUUGAAAAGAGCCAAUGACCUUUCAGGAUAAAUCCCUGGUUGAGAAGUGUUGUAAAUACUAUUUGGACAGAGUCCUCUGUGUGUUUCCAAGUGUUGGCUUGUACGACAACUGUUUAACAAUGUGACAAUCACUGCACAUUUCUUCCGUCCAUUGCCAUCACAUUGUCCGUCCUGUCACCUUCCUCUCCUGGUAGUCGGGGGUCCAGCAUUACGUGAAACCUACUCACAAUGCCGCAUUAGCCACAUCAUUCACUGUCCAUUAGUUCAGUAUUUAGUUCUGUUCACAUUUAACGGUAUCUACCUCCAAUAAUUUAUUCAAUAGUACCUAGUUUCAUAGCAGGUAGUUUGUGCAUCAAGUUAAGUCCUUUGUCCACUUGUGUUGUAUUUGUAUUCUGAUGUAGGUUCCUAUCAAACUGAUCAAGUCCAUGGAUCUUGAUGUUGGAACUCAAAAACUCAUUCAUCAUAAAGUACUGCCCACCUUCUGUAGAAAUCAAACUCCUUUGAAAUAUACAUAUUUUUGUGACUGAUACUUAAUGUUGAAUCUGGAAAAAUUCAAGCUGUUUUUUUUAUCAUAAUUUAUCUUGCUCAGUUUGUAAAACAGGGAACUUGGAAAAUUGCUUUUCUUAAACAGAGAACGAGCGUCUUUAUCAAUCAUCAAUGGACAUCUUCAUUUACAUACAAUUAACAUUUCAAAUAAAACUGAUUUGAAAUAACCAAAAUAUAUCCAAUAUUUUAUCAAGAAAUAAUUUAACAGAAGUAAAUCUUGUUGGAGAAUAGAUAAAUUGUCUCCAGUAACUGAAGUCGUCCCCCGCAUGCCCCCAGCAUGCCCCCACCAGUCAUGUUCACGCCAUCAGGUCAACACCAGAAUUGUGUUCUUCACACCGUCGCCUCCAGCCAUCAUUCCCAUCUCUCCGUCCAUUCAUUUCACUUUCAAUUUUCAGUUGUAUUGUUUGCUUUCCUAAAAGCCAACAUUUGGCAUAUAAAAUACUUUUAUUAUA